This is a messenger RNA of Oreochromis aureus, 1429 nucleotides long. RefSeq names its product transcription factor AP-2 delta (activating enhancer binding protein 2 delta) (gene tfap2d). The transcript is spliced from 8 exons. Bases 1 to 1377 code for a protein of 458 amino acids. Gene Ontology annotation, cellular component: nucleus. Gene Ontology annotation, molecular function: RNA polymerase II transcription regulatory region sequence-specific DNA binding; DNA-binding transcription factor activity, RNA polymerase II-specific. Lineage: Eukaryota; Metazoa; Chordata; Actinopteri; Cichliformes; Cichlidae. The record is from RefSeq and is a predicted model, not a curated record. Gene Ontology annotation, biological process: regulation of transcription by RNA polymerase II; regulation of cell population proliferation; anatomical structure development.
AUGUCAGCGACCUUCCCCGGACUUGUCCACGACGCAGAGAUACGUCACGACGGAUCAAACAGCUACCGGCUCAUGCAGCUCGGCUGCCUGGAGUCCGUGGCCAACUCCUCGGUCGCCUACUCCUCCUCCUCCCCGCUCACCUACCCGGCACCGGCGGGGACGGAGUUCGCCUCACCCUAUUUCUCGGCCAACCACCAGUACACGCCCCUCCACCACCAGUCUUUCCACUACGAGUUCCAGCAUUCCCACCCGGCCGUGGCCCCGGAGGCCUACGGCCUGAACUCGCUGCACUCGGGCCAGUACUACCAGCAGAUCCACCACGGAGAGCCCGCCGACUUCAUCAACCUGCACAACGCGCGCUCGGCCCUCAAGUCCUCGUGCCUGGACGAGCAGCAGCGGCGCGAGCUGGGCUGCCUCGACGCUUACCGGCGCCAUGACCUGUCGCUGAUGACGUCACACGGCUCACAGGCCUACGGCGUCGGUAUGCACCACCCGGACCAGAGGCUGCUGCCCGCCGCUGGCCUGGGCCUCCCUCCGCCCGCGGCGGACGACCUGCAGGGCUCCGUGGAAGCGCAGUGUGGGCUCGUGCUGAACGGCCAAGGGGGCGUCAUCCGGAGAGGGGGAACAUGUGUGGUGAAUCCUACAGAUUUGUUCUGCUCGGUACCGGGUCGGCUUUCGCUGCUCAGUUCCACCUCAAAGUACAAAGUCACCAUCGCUGAGGUGAAAAGAAGACUGUCCCCGCCAGAGUGCCUCAAUGCUUCCCUACUGGGCGGCAUACUGCGUAGAGCAAAGUCUAAGAAUGGAGGCCGGUGUCUUCGUGAGAAAUUAGACCGUUUAGGGCUCAACCUACCAGCAGGACGGAGGAAAGCCGCCAACGUAACGCUGCUCACCUCCCUGGUGGAAGGUGAGGCGCUCCACCUGGCGAGGGACUUUGGCUACACCUGUGAGACAGAGUUUCCCAGUAAGGCAGUGGGUGAACAUUUGGCGAGGCAGCACAGUGAGCCGAAAGAAACCAGCGCGCGCAAGAAGAUGGUCCUGGCUACAAAGCAAAUCUGUAAGGAGUUCCAGGACUUAUUGAGCCAAGAUCGCUCUCCUCUGGGCUCCUCCAGACCAACACCAAUCUUGGACCUGGACAUCCAGAGACACCUCACACACUUCAGUCUGAUCACUCACGGGUUUGGCACGCCGGCGGUCUGUGCAGCUCUCAGCACCUUCCAGACAGUGCUGAGCGAGAUGCUCAACUACCUGGACAAAACCUCGAGUGGGAAAACGAGCGGAGCCGGCGACCAACAGAUCAACAACAGCUCAGAAAAGACGCAGCUCCGGAAAACAGCCGAGCCCCAGAGCAAAGACGGGAAAACAGAAAAGACUGAGUAGCCCCCACCCACCCGGUCCCCGUGCCUUGGAGCGCUGCAUUUAGAAGUGUGCG